CACCCCACACAGGAUUUAACAGAAAGUUAAGGAUUCGGAAGAAAAAAGGAAUGGCUAUUGGCGGUAACUGCAUUUCCCUGUCUUCCGUUUUCUCAUGCCCAUAUGAAAACGAAGUGCUCUUGAUAAGAAAGAAACCCACUUGCAAAUUCUUGCUUUCCAAGAAUUUCUUCAAAAUGGGCAGGAUCAAUUGUAAGCUAUCAGAUAGUGGAAUCCAAAAAAAACCCGCUACAAAAGAUGUGUCAUUGAGCUCAAGGAACAGGAUGGAAGACUACAAUAUAGCCAUGAAAAGGAUGAUGAGGAACCCAUAUGAGUACCACCAUGAUCUUGGUAUGAACUACACACUGAUAACCAAUAGUUUGAUCGUGGGCUCCCAGCCUCAAAAACCUGAAGACAUCGAUCAUCUGAAACAUGAAGAGAAUGUGGCGUACAUUCUAAAUUUGCAGCAGGACAAGGACGUUGAGUAUUGGGGCAUUGACUUGCAGGCUAUAAUAAAAAGAUGUCAAGAACUUGGAAUUCGUCAUAUGAGGCGGCCUGCCAAAGAUUUUGAUCCAGAUUCCUUGAGAAGUAUGUUACCUAAGGCUGUUUCAUCAUUGGAGUGGGCCAUUUCUGAGGGGAAAGGCAGAGUGUAUGUGCACUGUACUGCUGGACUGGGAAGGGCCCCUGCUGUUGCAAUUGCUUACUUGUUCUGGUUUCAGGGCAUGAAUCUGAACACAGCAUAUGAUAAACUAACUUCAAAGCGACCUUGUGGACCCAAUAAGAGAUCAAUACGAGGAGCAACAUAUGAUCUUGCCAAGAAUGAUCCGUGGAAGGAGCCAUUUGAUAAUCUCCCAGAACAUGCUUUUGAAGAUAUAGCAGAUUGGGAGAGGAACUUGAUUCAUGCGCGUGUUCAUUCUCUUCGUGGAACUUGAACAUUUAGGUAAGCAUUUGUUGAUUGUCAUCUUGCGUGACACUACAAUUGAAAACUUCUUGAUUCUUGGAUCUGAUUUUUCCUGAGGAUUUUUCACCUCAAAUUAGUAAAUAUAUCGAUCAAUGAAUCAGCAUGCUAA
Hevea brasiliensis (rubber tree) is the source of this 1046-nucleotide messenger RNA. Its product is annotated as phosphoglucan phosphatase LSF2, chloroplastic-like. Gene Ontology annotation, biological process: starch catabolic process; protein dephosphorylation. Gene Ontology annotation, molecular function: starch binding; protein tyrosine/serine/threonine phosphatase activity; carbohydrate phosphatase activity. The coding region runs from base 51 to 908 and encodes 285 amino acids. Gene Ontology annotation, cellular component: chloroplast. NCBI's taxonomy places the organism in Eukaryota, Viridiplantae, Streptophyta, Magnoliopsida, Malpighiales, Euphorbiaceae. The transcript is spliced from 4 exons. The record is from RefSeq and is a predicted model, not a curated record.